This is a messenger RNA of Bursaphelenchus xylophilus (pine wood nematode), 6735 nucleotides long. The record is from the annotation of a GenBank genome assembly. NCBI's taxonomy places the organism in Eukaryota, Metazoa, Nematoda, Chromadorea, Rhabditida, Aphelenchoididae.
AUGAUGAUUCUAAGAUGUCCCGUCACUUUCCUGAUUGUGCCCAAGAGAUUUGUUCAUGGUAUAAUUUUAAAGAUAUUGCCAUUAGGAGUCUUAAAGAACUGAUACGAAAACGGUUUCUUGAUAAAAUAAAACAUUUAAAUUAAUUUUAAAUUUGUGGUAUGAUCUCAAAUUCAGAUUCCUCGAAAGGGACCUAUAUUAAAAUUGGAAGUGCCAAAGUUCCUGUUCGAAAGGCAAAAUCGCCGGAAUUUGUGCCAAAGGGUUACUGUAAGUAUAAGCAAUAUUUGAUUAUGCAUAUAGUUGAUGCGGACAAAGCGGAGUGGAAGCUGGAAGGAUUGAAGUGGUUGUUGAGGAAGGAUACCCUCAAUCAAGAUGUAUUUUUGAUCGGAGUUCCUGGAUCUCUUCGCUCAGAUUUGAUCCUAAAUUAUCUUGAAUUAUGCAAUCGCGAAUUCGAGUACCUCUCGUUAACUCGGGACACCACUGAAGCCGACAUAAAACAACGGAGGGAGAUUAGAGGAGGGACGGCGACUUACACAGACUUGGUAAGAAAAUCGGUUUUUAUAAGGAUUAAUGUGAUAAAAAUGUUUUCACUUUUAGUGUGCAGUCAGAGCUGCUUUGAAUGGAAGAGUAUUGGUAAUUGAUGGAGUGGAGAAAGCCGAGAGGAAUGUGUUGCCGAUCCUUAAUAACCUUCUCGAAAACAGAGAGAUGCAGUUAGACGAUGGCCGAUUCUUGAUGGCUCCUACGAAAUUUGACAAACUUUUGGAGGUUAGCUUCGUAUUUUAUUAGUUUAUUUUGCUUUUAGAAAUACUCAGAAAAAGAAUUGAAUGAGAUGAAAUUGGAGAGAGUAUCCGAGGAUUUCCAUGUGAUUGCCCUAGGCCUUCCAGUCCCGCGAUUCAAAGGCCAUUCCCUCGAUCCUCCACUUAGAAGUCGAUUCCAAUGUUUGAAUUUGGCAGACCUCCCUUUUAAUAUUGUACAAAAAGUAUGUGCUGUGUUAUCUCCGAAAGUGGAUCCAGUCAAAAGAAGCAAUUUGAUUGCGCUGUGUUUUGGGUUAAAUGUCCAGCAAACUGCCGCGAGCUUGUCUAUGCCUCGAGUCCCCAUUGAUAAUAUGAUCAAAGCUAUUGGAGUGUGGGUAGGUUAAAUUUAUUCAAGAAUUUCAAUCGUCACUUAUCUGUGGCUCUGCAUAUUUUCCUUCUGAAAUCAGAAAUAGACUGCUGUAAAAAUUGAUAUCCUUACUCCUUUUCCGAUUGCUCUUUGUGACAUCACUGUAGGUGAUGUUUGUUUUAUAACGGCGCCUUAUACAUUAUUCUUUGUAAGGGCAGACUUCGAUUUCUUUCGGGGUUUGGUUUUUGUCCACAUGAAAUCAAAAUCAUCAUUUGGACCGAAAGUAAACGGAGAGAUAUAGAAAGCGCUGUAAUAGCAGUGCUUUCAAUGUAUCUGCCAACAUUUUAACAGCUGAUUUUACGGACGUCGCAAGUCUUGCGGGCAACCGUAGAAUCUCUAUGUUUUUUUUGAGCUGCCCGCAAAGUGAUUGCCCGCCAUUUUGCGAGAGGAGUUGUCUCCUUUUCCAAAAAUUACAGAUCACAAUUUCAGAAUUUAAAUCCCCAUUUGUCCGAAAAUGAAGUCUUGGACUUGUUUUACCCCAAAGAGACAAUUCUGAAGAGAGAAACUGAACUCCCAAUCUUAAAUCAAUUCAUACAUGAGUUUUCAAUUAAACGUUCAACGAAGAAAUCAUUUUCAUCGAUUAGAGUUGAUGAUAACACAGUAACCUUGAAGAGCCCUACAACUGAAGAUAUCACGUUUACUGUGCCCACUGGAGUUGCAAAAGAAGAUGUGAAGCGUUUCCGCUUUGUAGCCACGCCGUCUCAUGAAGAUUUGCUCGCUGAUUUAUCCAUUUUACAUUCACAGACAGACUUUUGUGUCCUCGGAGCCAAAGGAUCGGGCAAGACGGCACUGAUCGAGGAGUUUGGGAGGAGGCUAAAUUAUCAUUUGGAGACGAUUACUCUCUUCCAAGACAUGAACAGUCGAGAAUUAAUCCAGCAGAGACGAAUGUUACCUAAUGGAGAUACUGUUUGGGAGGACUCUCAGUUGAUCAAAGCUGCCAAGGAAGGGCAUUUAUGUGUUUUAGAUGGGUUGGAGAAAGUUCAUUGGAGCACUGCAGAAGUUCUGUCGUCUUUGGUCCAUCAUCGGUUUAUUGAUCUACCUGACGGCGGGAGAUUGGUCAGCCCAGAAGCAUUUGAAAUAUUGAAGAAAGAGAAUGAAUGGAAUGACAAUCAACUCAACGAAAAGUAGGGGUUUUUUUUUAAAUGUAUUGACUUGUAUUUUAGAGGGGUCUAUAAAAUAUCUCCGAGUUUUCGUUUGGUGGCUUUGGGAGAUUCAGAAAGCGCUGAUGCCUCCGGAAACACAUGCAAAUGGUUGAACGAUCAAGUCUUGUGUCUGUUCCUUUACAAAACGUUGCAUCGGAUGACUCUCAAAGAACAGAAAGAUCUCAUUUUUAUGUUGAUUCCUAAUGUUGACACAGUGAUUGCCGAGAAGUUGCUGCAAUUGGCGGAUUAUCUGAAGUCAACAAGCGAUAGCAAUGUAAGUAAGCAUAUAUUAAAAGAUUUUUUUUAGUUGAGGCAUGUUGGAUUGUCUCUCUCAUUGAGGAGGAUGAUAUCGAUUAUGAAAAGAGUUACCCAGAAUCCGGACGAGGGAAUCUAUGAAUCUCUAAAUAGAUCAGUCUUGUCAAAAUUCUUGCCUAAAAUUACAAAACAAGCAUUCCAAAAGGCUCUUGUUAAAUUUGAUAUUAAAGAGAAUGGGAAGUCAAAUAUUGAUGACCGGAGUUGGAAAGAGGACUUGAAAUUGUCAACCCAAUCAUCUUCGAAGUACGAUACAAGGAUUCCUGAUGUUGUUUUCUACGAUAAUAUUCAGGUAGGCUGUCUUUCUGCUUGAAUUAUAACGAUUUUUGCUCUUCUUAGCAUCUCCAAAUCAUGCAAGAUAUGGCUGUCGACUUCUCCCUUGGGGAACAUAUCUUAUUGAUUGGAAAUCAAGGAGUGGGGAAGAAUAAGAUCACUGACAGGUUCCUUCAACACAUUGAACGACCAAGACAAUACAUGCAGUUACACAGGUAACACUCUCUACUUUUUAUUUCUAUCUUCCAGGGAUACAACAGUGCAAAGUCUUACAGUCCAGUCUACGGUAUCCGAUGGGAAAUUAAAAUUUGAGGACUCUCCGUUAGUAAAGGCGGUGAAGGAAGGUCUUGUGUUAGUGGUGGAUGAGGCAGAUAAAGCUCCGCUGCAUGUUAUCGCGGUUCUAAAGUCUUUAUUGGACUCUGGAUAUUUGUAUUUGGCAGACGGACGGAGAAUCCAGCCUCAGGGGGCGAGCCUUUUACCUGAUGGAAAGUCGGUUCCCAUUCAUCCAGACUUCAGGAUGAUUAUGCUGGCUAAUCGUCCUGGCUUUCCUUUCUUGGGAAACGAUCUGUUCAACGUGUUGGGAGAUCUCUUCGCCGUACAUAUUGUGGACAACCCUGAUCGUCUUUCGGAAAUAUCAAUGCUAAAAAAAUAUGGACCAAGUAUGAUUUUAGAAGUGUUACCGUAUACUUGAAAAUAGAGGCUAAAAUAACAUUACUUUAGGCGUUCCCCCAGAAACUGUUGAACUUUUGGUCUCGAUCUUCGAUGAGCUUCGUCGUCUCUCUGAUGAGGGCCUGCUGUCUUAUCCGUAUUCGACCCGAGAACUUGUAAAUAUUGUAAAGCACAUAGACAAAUUUCCUGACGAUCCGCUCACCGAAGUUGUCAGAAAUGUGUUUGAUUUCGACGCCUAUUCAAAAGACGCCGUCUCCACAAUCGAGAACGUCUUCCGAUCUUAUGGUGUCCCGUUAGGUACGAAAUAAUGCCGUUUUAGUUAUACAUAUUGUUGUCCAUUUUUUAGAAAAUAAAACAUAAAAUAUUACUGUUUGGAUAUCUUCAGGCCUCGUCGAUCGAGAACUUCCAGUACAACUAGCCAAGAGGCACUCUCUGCCAUCCAAGGAAACCCUUGGGAAUUGGGGAGUAAAAGACAAUGUGGUUCCAAUUAAAGUGAAGAUUACUAACUCAAAACUUGCUGGAAAUGUAAGGGAAUUAUUUUUAAAAUUAUUUAUGAUAUAGGACCGAACGGAAUGGAAUGAAGUACAAACUGAAGUCUCCACUCGGUUCAGUCGUGCCUACGGAUUUACUGAACAAUCAUUGGGAUGGCAAUUGGACCUGCCAGAAGGAGCGAUGGUGUCCAGUAUCCUGAAUCAAGGUCAAAGAAUGGUCGUCGCUGUGGUCAACAGUCCCACUAUUUUUGUGAUUCCAAAUCUUAAGCAAUCAGUGGCUUGGAAAGUCUCGAUCUCAUCUCUUCUACCCCGGUUGUUUGGGAAUUACAGACCGCGGAUUAGGAUGGCAGCUUUUGGGGAGGACGAGAUUCUCAUCCAUGAGGAAAUGGUAAGCAAAAAUUACAGUAAAUUACUUCUUUAGAGUAAUACUCUACUCAAAUUCAACUUUAUGCAUCGGUUUAUGGAAAGAGUUGAAACAGAUGAUCAGAAUCGAUUCAUGAAACUGCUGGGUAAUAAAAGUAUGUAAACAUUGCAAAUUUAUUUCAAAUUACAGUAUCCUCUGGCACGAAACACUGGCGUUUGGUUGAAGUUGACAAUACAGUAUCCCUUCUUUUCCAUCGAGGAAACAAUGGAUUAAUCAAGUUGGAUGCAAAGAUUAAUGCAACUACUUCCUUUGCGCUGCCUCAGGACUUGGCUGUGGAUCAUAUAAUUCCAAUCGAUGAGAAUAGUUUCCUUGUUUUGGAGAAUGAAAAGUAAUGGAUUUUUAUUUUCUAUAUGAUUUUUAGAACUUUCUUGCUGACAAUCGAAGGCAAAAGAUGCUUUCUAAGGGACCUGGAUGUUGAUCCAAAGAUACCACUAAAGUUCGAAAGUGGCUCAGUAUUAGACAGUAAACAGGGAGUCAAAUCGGAAGAUGGUGUCGAAUUUAAUACGCCGAAUUUCUUGCUUACAAAUGAAGACUUCUACUACAUAAAGUCUUCAAUGUUUCCACAGACAUAUGUGAGUUACCGAAAGGAAAGGUGAUUUUGGUUUAGAAUUCUGGCCAAGUUUUUGCCGUCAAACGAGAAGAUGAAGGGAGUGUUCAAAAACAGCCUCCCUAUUAUUAUAACCCGGAGACAGCGUUACUUAUACAUCCUUCUAAUAACUCAAUUGUCUUCUCAAAUGGAUUAAUUGUAAGAGCUCUUCCCCUCUGGCGAACCCCUGCCCAAUCGUGGCCCGAUGAUGCUCAGACUGGUCAAAUUUGUGGAUUUUUAGAAGUGGUGGAUAUCCAUAAUGAUUGCCGCUAUCACUUCCCAAUGCCCUCUCCGGAACAACCCACGUAUUACAACUCAUGGGCCCAGUCUUUAUCCGCCGUACCUUUCGUAAUGUCUAAGGGAUCAGACGGGAAUUCUCUUUAUACUUGUGAUCUCGGAGGUGGAAUCAGACAAUGGGAAGUCGAUCAGACUUCUUUAUUAGAGUCAUAUAGAAAUUGGAGAAGAAGUCUUGGGCUGGAUCGGUCUGACGAGAGAUUAGAAAUCACUCGGGGUGACGACGACUUUGAUCUUUCAAAAUUGGAUGAACCAAAGUUUGGAAAAGUCGACCCCAAGAAUACCCCCCAUGCUGGAGGAAACACCUGGGCAGGAGGAACUGGGGGAUAUAACACGGCUGGAUUAGGAGGAGUUGGAGGUCCGUUUAGACUGGAUGCCGGCCAUGAUAUCAAACAAAUGAGUGAUGUCGCAAAGAGCCAGGUACCAGAGGAAAUUAAACAAAAAGCCCGGCAGAUUGCAAAGAAGGAAUAUCAAAAACGUCUGAAGGACAUCGAGAUGAGUGAGCAUGAUGCUGAGGAGUAUCAGAAAAUUCACUCCAAGAUCUCCAAACAAGUGAAUUCUCUUCGGAAUGUAAUCGAGUCAUUGGAAGCAAGAGAAAAAGAAAGACAAUGGUCCAAGAACCAGACGGCUGGUGAUCUCGACGACGGCAAGUUGAUUGAAGGGAUUGCUGGUGAAAAGAACAUUUAUCGGUAAAGUUCUUCACACUGUAAAUGUCUCGAUUUAGUCGAAGAGUGGAACAAAUACGUGAACCCGGAACCGUCCAGACGAAACCAAAGCGUCUGCAACUGCUAGUCGACGUCUCAGGAUCGAUGUAUCGUUUUAACGGACACGAUCAGCGGCUUAGAAGAUCUCUGGAAGCAACGUUGCUGGUAAUGGAAGCCUUAAAAGACCAUAAAGACAAAGUAAAAUAUGACAUAGUUGGCCAUUCCGGCGAUUCUCCCGAAGUUGUUUUUACUCAACCGGAUAAACCUCCAGAGAAUGAAAAGUCGAGAAUGGAUGUGCUGAAGAAAAUGUUAGCUCAUUCCCAGGUAUGGAUAGUUUAGCCAUACUAGCCAUCAUUUAUAGUUCUGCUUCAGCGGUGAUUACACAUUAGAAGCCAUAGAAAUAGCCGCUAAAAAAUUGUCGAAAGAAAUGGAAGUGGAUGAAAGAUUUGUAAUCGCCCUUUCGGAUGCAAAUCUAGACAGGUAUGGAAUCAAACCCGAGCAUCUCGCCCGGGCUCUGGAGAUGGAAGAGAAUGUUCAUUGCUUCCUAAUCCUCAUAGGAUCAUUGGGACCUCAAGCUGAAAGACUUAAGAACAACUUACCUCAAGGCAAAGCCUUCAUCAUACAGAAUACAGCCGAGUUACCACAAAUCAUGAAAGACAUCUUCUCUUCUACCUUAGUUUAA